GACGCUGAGCCCAGGUCCUGAGCCUGCGGGGUGCUGGGAAACCUCAGGUCAUGGCUCAGAAACCGCUGGGCUCCGCCGCCGCAGAGCGCAUGAACUUUGUGGCGCAGGACGAGAUCUGGCAAACUCCUCCUCAUCCUUCAGUACCCAAAUCAGAUGACCCCUCCUCUGUGAACUGGGUCUUCGUAAGAGCUUGGACUGUGCUGUCCAAGUCCAACAAGGCUAUUAAUCACUUGGAAUGUACCUGGUCCAAACUGGUAUUUGCUAUCAGUAUAAAAUACACGACAGAUUCCAAAGAUUCAUCCAAAAAAAGGAAAUACCGUCUGAAGGCUGAGUCUGAAGCACGGAAAAACUGGGCCCAGAACUGGGGAUUCUUAACGACCCCUUUAGAGGAGCUGAUCAAGGGUGAAGAAGAAUCCCACACCCCAAAGCCCAGAAUCCAGCUUCCGGAGCGUUUCCACAUCCGGCAAGGGACCCCUGUGGAGAAAUACAUCAAGGUCCUUCCGUCCCCCCCAGUCCCGCAGACGACCCAGGGCUUCAUCGGCUGGAGGUCCACGGUGCCAGGCCUGAACAAGUGCCUGGAACUUGACUAUGAGAUCAGAAGCUGCAAAGGCGCCUACGCCCGGGAGCUGGGCUGGCCUAAGCAAGGCAUCUACUGAGCCCGCGGCCUCCGCCCGCCAGGCAGUGAACAGGGACCAGCUGGCCCCUGGGGCCUGCCCAGGCGAGGAACCCUGCGUCCUGAGCAUGGAGUGCCCUCGUCUUGCUCCUCCGAUGCUGCAAAGAACACAAAGGCUGCCUUAGACAUUCUCAAUUCAUUGGUGCCUCCAUUCUGGAAUGUAGCAUUCCUGUUUUUGGCUAAUAUAACAAGAUUCCCUGA
Molecule: messenger RNA, 874 nt
Organism: Sciurus carolinensis (gray squirrel)
Lineage: Eukaryota; Metazoa; Chordata; Mammalia; Rodentia; Sciuridae
Gene: Cimip1
Product: chromosome 2 C20orf85 homolog
Exons: 5
Coding region: 51-656 (201 amino acids)
Source: RefSeq, a predicted model, not a curated record